CUCGAACUGAAUCAGCUCACGAUUGGAAACGCUGCAAUGCUAUUAUAGCACAAAUAUUGAGACGACCGAAUGGUUAACGAUGCUGUAACAUCAAGGCGCGAUUCGAGGCUGUGGAAAAGUCGUAUUUGCAUGUGGAAUUCUGCAGUACUAUUAUGCUGCCUGCCGUUGCAUUCCCCUUUGAGGAUUUCUACAUUGAUACUCACCAGAACAUUGAUGCUCUUGACAAGGGAGAGCAGACUGUGCUGUUUUACAUUGGUCUCCUGUCAGCAUCCUUGGGUUCUGGUGGAAUCCGGGCUGUUGUUUGUCCAUUCAGUGCUUACUUCCUUCAGGAAUACGAUCAAAGUCAACUUCGAACAUUCUUCAACUGGUUUCACUGGUUUGUGAGCUUGAACUCUGCAGUUGUCUUUGUGGGCAUUGCCUAUAUUCAACAAUCCAUAGCGAAAAACCUAGGCUUCCUUAUUCCUUUUGCAUCCAUACUGAUGACCCUUCUGACUAUUCACAUGGUGCAGAACCGACUAAUAUACCGACCAAAGUCAGGUGGCUCCUUGAUGACAUUUUUUGGUGUUUUAGUGAAUGCAAUAAAGAUGUGCUGUGUGAGAUACCGUCACAUCAGCGGGGACGUGAGUAAUUGGCUGGACCGAGCCAAGGAGAACUACGGUGGCUGGUACAGUGAAGCCCAUGUGAACAACGUCAAAUGCCUUUUCAGAUUAAUUCCGCUGUUUGCCUUUCAGAUUCUGUACAGAGUUUGCAUACUUCAGAUCCCUUCAGCAUAUUUUAUACAAACAAUGCACUCGAACCUGAACCUGAGGGGAUUUCUCCUUCCAAUAGCAGCACUGAAUGUGAUUGGACUCCUUCCUGUAUUGCUGCUUGUACCUUUCCUGGAGUAUCUUGGAGCUUGCUUACAGUCUGUUCGUAGAGACCCAUUAUCACCAUCACCAUUGGCACAGAUGGUCAUAGGUCACCUCUGUGCAGUCUUGUCCAUAGUGGUCGCUGGGAUAUCAGAGGUGACCAGGAGAAACUUCCUGCUGGUGGAACAGACUCUAUCUGGAAAGGUGCUCCUUGUGUCUUCAAUGCCUUGCUUUCAUCUCGCUCCUCAGUACCUCUUGCUUGGAAUCUCUGAGGCAUUGGUCACUCCUGCUUGUAUGCUAAUUACAUUCAGACUGUCUCCAAAGAGCGUUCAAGGCAUCGCAAUGCAGUUCAUGACUCUGUUCAAUGGUUCAGGCUGCUUUGUGGGAGCAAUGAUUAUUCAAACUGUCUACCAAGUAUCUGGAGGCAAUUGGUUUCCAAAUAAUCUGAACAUUGGGAAUUUGGACACAUUCUUUUUCCUUCUGGCUGCAUUCAUGCUUCUGAAUAUUCUGGGAUUAUGGCGAAUCUCUCACAGAUACAAAGACCUUCAACAGGAAGACGACCAAUGUGUUAAAGGAGUUCUUCUGGAAAAGCUAAUGGAACAUGAAAAAUCUCUGAAAUUCUAUGACAGCAUUCUGGAUUGGCCCACCUUCUCCUAUCCCAAGGAGAUAGUACUAUAAAAACAAAUUGAAAGGGGGUGAUGCUGGCAUUACCAAUCUGUGUUGCAAUAAAAUGUGUUAGGGAACAGAUGUCUGAUUUAUUAUUUUUCUAUAGAACUAUGCUUGUCAAGACUUUGUUAUCACUUGUAACUUCUAACUAUGUUUGGAAGUGCCACUUCUCUCCAGAAGAAACUGGCAUCAUUUUGGAUGAAAAUGUGCUAUUGUUGUUUCUUAUUUAUUUUGACCCAGAGA
Molecule: messenger RNA, 1757 nt
Organism: Hemiscyllium ocellatum (epaulette shark)
Lineage: Eukaryota; Metazoa; Chordata; Chondrichthyes; Orectolobiformes; Hemiscylliidae
Gene: slc15a5
Product: solute carrier family 15 member 5
Exons: 9
Coding region: 153-1526 (457 amino acids)
Biological process (GO): transmembrane transport
Cellular component (GO): membrane
Molecular function (GO): transmembrane transporter activity
Source: RefSeq, a predicted model, not a curated record